AAACCAAGAAAGAAUGUGGACAAAUGUGGAAUAAGCCUUGCUGCUAGCCCCUGGGCCGGGAGGUUUAAGCAGAUGCUGAGCUGUGGAUAAACUGAGAGCGGGAGAAACUGCAUUUGGAGCUGGAGUACAGUACUGACAUAAUAUUCAGUAACUGAGCUGAGCAGAAAAGUAAUGGCUUCAAAUUUUAAUGACAUUGUCAAGCAGGGAUAUGUGAAGAUUCGUAGCAGACGCUUAGGGAUUUAUCAGCGAUGCUGGCUCGUGUUGAAGAAGGCCUCCAGCAAAGGCCCAAAGCGAUUGGAGAAGUUUUCCGAUGAACGAGCUGCAUAUUUCAGAUGCUAUCACAAGGUUACAGACCUCAGUAAUAUAAAGAAUGUGACAAGGCUACCAAAGGGCACUAAGAGGCAUGCUGUACUCAUCAUCUUCAGUGAUGAUACUUCAAAAACCUUUGCAUGUGAGUCAGAGCUUGAGGCUGAGGAAUGGUGCAAGCUCCUGCGCAUGGAGUGUCUGGGAAGCAGACUCAAUGACAUUACCCUUGGAGAACCUGAUUUGUUGACAGCUGGUGUUCAGAGAGAACAAACAGAGAGGUUCAAUGUCUAUUUAAUGCCAUCUCCUAAUCUGGAUGUACAUGGAGAAUGCACAUUACAAAUAACGUAUGAGAAUAUCUGUCUUUGGGAUAUCCACAACCCCAGACUAAAACUGGUCUCGUGGCCUCUCAGUGCACUCAGACGAUAUGGGCGGGACCCUACUUGGUUCACAUUUGAAGCUGGCAGAAUGUGUGACACAGGUGAAGGAUUAUUCACCUUCCAAACAAGAGAAGGUGAAGCAAUUUACCAGAAAGUGCAUUCUGCGGCACUGGCCAUCGCAGAACAACACGAGCAGAUGCUACAGAGGGAGAAAAAUUCACGGCAUCAGAUCAAAGGAAAUGAAAGAACGGCCUCAUUGGGUACAAUAAUGCCUCUUCCUCGGAGUGCCUACUGGCAACACAUUGCAAGACAACAUAGUGUAAACCAACUCCAUAUCUUUGAAGAUGAUUCGUAUCCACUGAGGAUUCCUCGUGCAGAAACCAUCCCCAGUUACAGCUCACAGCACUGACAAAUACUUCCCAAAACUGGAACAUUUUCAAUGGCUCUGCUUCAGACUGUGACACUGAACUUGCUCGACGAAGCAACGAAACAUGCAAGAGGAAUAUGGAACGAAAUGGACCGGGGCUUGAAGGAUAUUUACAGCCUCUUUUCUUUUACAAAUUCACACUUCCUCUUUAAGAGUUGGAGUAACUCAAAGGGGAAGGAGGAUUGAAGACAAUGAAUAGAAAGGGAGGUUUGCUUUUUCUAAAGAUUUUGAGCUUGUGUUCCAAAAAGUACAGCAUCAUUUCCAACCAUGACAAUCAAGUAUUUUUGUUAAACAUGAAGAUUCAAGACUGUGCUGACCAGCAUCACAAAGAUCCUUAUUUUUAAAGUAACAAUGCAUUCAUCACCUGCCAUUAAAUCAUGGCACUGUACAGACAUGUGGUUGGAUAUUGUGGUGCUGCCUACAGAGGAUUACAGAUACAAUUGUUUCGCUAACACAGGUUUAUUUUUAGGCUUUAGUUAGAUAAAACAUAUAAUCUUGUGCUUUUCCACGUGUGUCUAAGGUCCACAAACUAAUUGGCAUUACAAUGCUAUUGUUUUGACAGCAGUUUAAUUACUUUUGGAACACAAUUGCCAAUCCAGUAUUGAAAACUCACUCAGAAGAACAAUUCCUGAGGUUCAAGAUUUUGCAAAGUGAAAUUUUAGUGAAGAAUGUUUGAUAGCUUUUUAUGCAUUAGGUCAUAGUCUUCAGUGGUUUGAAGAAAAUUGCUCUGGACUUGGACUAUGUCUACCACUUAAUGUCUUUAAAUAUCGGUCACUAGCAUGACAUGGGGUAGACAAGACUUAGUGGUCUCAAUAAUUCUAAAUAUUAACACUAGAAUAAACAGAAUGGAAGUUCUAAAUGUAGCACCCAAACUGAGUGAGCUUUCUGAACCAUGGGAAAUCAAAAAUUUAAAAAAGUUUGUUUCAUGAAGAACAUAAAGGGAACAAAGGAAUAACAAGUGGAAUUGUAUGCUGCUAAAGUUAAAAGAGCUGCAAAAAUUGAUGUUCUGAAAUUUAAAAGACAAAAAUAUUCAGUUCAGUCAACAUCUGAAAGUAUAAUGCUUGGGUUGGAGUUAUUGUUCGCACUGGGUUGCUGCAGUGAAACUAGAACAGUAUUUAUAUUGAAAUAUCCAGCAAGUCCAUAGAAGCAACUGAAAAUAAUCAAUCUAAUUUUAGUUGAAUCAGCCCCAUUAUCGGUAGGCUAGCCCUGCAAACUGGAGCCAAUUCAGAUUGGGCACCCAAUUUACAUUAAUCAAUUUUACAUACGAAUCAUUUCAAAAGAGGAUUAAAUGCAGGCAAGAUCUAAUUGCGCACUGACUUGAAGAUCUGAAUAAUAUGUU
Molecule: messenger RNA, 2449 nt
Organism: Chiloscyllium plagiosum (whitespotted bambooshark)
Lineage: Eukaryota; Metazoa; Chordata; Chondrichthyes; Orectolobiformes; Hemiscylliidae
Source: RefSeq, a predicted model, not a curated record